CUCGAAAUCAGCGCUUGCAUCCGCCGGAUCGACCGCCGGCGUAUGUUCGCCUGAGUGGGUAAAUGAGCACGCGACACGUUUCCCUUCUCGGCGCGAAGGAGUGGUUAACGAUGCAGGCCACAUCCCAAUAUCUGUCAGGCGCUGCGUUCUUACCCAAUAGCAUUUCCCCGUUGUCACGAUCAAGUGUUGACAGCAGCAGAAAAGCGUGCCUGGUGAGGUCAACAAGUGGAUACAGAGCACUCAUUGUGGCCUAUGGACCUGAGCCGUCCACCCCCUCCUCUACGUCGUGAUCACCCUAGGUUGCAGACAGUGAAAACGACAUAAGAUGCUUGUGAAACUACUCUUGCUGACCUUCUGGUCCGCUCGUCCUCGACCAUACCAACUCCCACCAUGACCACAGCAUUCUCGACUCUACCCAUCGUGGACGUUGGGGUGCUGUCUGAAGUCCAGCCAAAAGCUCAAGAUGUACUUGUGCUGACUCAGAAAUUGUACGAUGUAUUCACGACAGUUGGGUUCGCCUACCUGGUGAACGCUCCUCUCACCUUCACCCAUGCGGAUAUCUUCGGUCUGGCUAGCGACUUCUUUCGCUUGGAGGAGACGGAGAAGCUGAGAUUAGCCACCAAGACUUCCGUACCGUCGAACAGUAACACGUACAGAGGCUACUUCCCCUUUCAGCCGGGUUGCGACAGCCUCAAGGAAGGCUUCGAAAUCGGUCCGGCUCAAACACCUGGCCGUAGUGCGUUUGGCAAAACGCAGAGGUACGACUUGACGGAGCCGAAUGUUUGGCCUGCUGGAGCUUCUUUCCAUGAUGGCCGUGUCAAGCUUGAGAGACUCCACGCUGAGCUGCAAAAGCUUGCUUCCACGCUGCUGCUCAUGCUUGGUAUUACACUUGGCAAGCCAGCCGACUACUUCGCCCCAUAUCUGCUCGAGUCUCUGUCUACGCUUCGACUGCUACAUUACCCACCGCAGGAGAGCACCGAAACAGAAGUCGCGGCGAUCAAGCUGUGUUGUACGCCGCACACUGACAGUGGUAUCCUCACGCUCUUGCACCAAGACCAAACGGGCGGUCUUGAAGUACUGAAUGCGGAGGGUCGGUGGAUCGCUGCGCCGUACGUUCCUGGCUCGAUCGUUGUCAAUAUUGGGGAUCUGAUGGCUCGCGUGAGCGGAGGCCGUUUUGUGGCGACGAUGCACCGUGUCCGCACCAGCCCUGGGAAAGGCACACGCAAGGAUGGUUUGGGACGGUUCAGUGUGCCUUUCUUCUUCGAGCCGGGAGAAGCGUGUCUAAUCCGCAGUAUCGACGGCGGUGAAGGCGUCGUCUAUGGCGAGUAUGUUCGAAGGAAAAUGGGCACUUGGCUUGAAUACCAGAGUUCGCCAACACAAGAGCCGGAUGCGACUAUUGCAGUCAGUGCAGGUAUCGUAAAGGUAGCAUCCUAGCGUUCAGUAGCGCAACUCUGAAUGGGUCUCUGGGCCGUAUUGUUGGGUCGCAGCCUCACUGAAAGCUCUGAUGCUGAUGGACUGCGGAUGACCAAAGCCUGCACAAGAACCGUAAAAUCUGGAUCCCGUAUCGAUGGCAAACUCAUGCUGUCUGCGGUGGGUUCUUGACCGUCCUGUUGCUAGUUAGCGGUGCGAGUCGCUCGAGGCCAACAGUU
This is a messenger RNA of Baudoinia panamericana UAMH 10762, 1649 nucleotides long. RefSeq lists its product as uncharacterized. Bases 391 to 1434 code for a protein of 347 amino acids. Gene Ontology annotation, molecular function: dioxygenase activity. The record is from RefSeq and is a predicted model, not a curated record. The transcript has a single exon. Lineage: Eukaryota; Fungi; Ascomycota; Dothideomycetes; Mycosphaerellales; Teratosphaeriaceae.